Messenger RNA from Diabrotica virgifera virgifera (western corn rootworm), 2190 nucleotides. Its product is annotated as trichohyalin-like. NCBI's taxonomy places the organism in Eukaryota, Metazoa, Arthropoda, Insecta, Coleoptera, Chrysomelidae. The record is from RefSeq and is a predicted model, not a curated record. The coding region runs from base 1 to 2190 and encodes 729 amino acids. The transcript is spliced from 4 exons.
AUGGUUCUUAUCGAGAAAGAAGGAAAAAUCGAGGUAGAAACGAGACUCGAUAUACCUACGACUACAGUCCACACCAAACAAACCCAGAGAGCCGGAGAGCAUCCAGAACAGAAACUACAAACAGGAGAGCCGGAGAGCAUCCAGAACAGAAACUACAAACAGGAGAGCCGGAGAGCAUCCAGAACAGAAACUACAAACAGGAGAGCCGAAGAGCAUCCAGAACAGAAACUACAAACAGCAGAGCCGGAGAGCAUCCAGAACAGAAAUUACAAACAGGAGAGCCGGAGAGCAUCCAGAACAGAAACUACAAACAGGAGAUCCGGAGAGCAUCCAGAACAGAAACUACAAACAGGAGAGCCGGAGAGCAUCCAGAACAGAAACUACAAACAGGAGAGCCGGAGAGCAUCCAGAACUGAAACUACAAACAGGAGAGCCGGAGAGCAUCCAGAACAGAAACUACAAACAGAAGAGCCGGAGAGCAUCCAGAACAGAAACUACAAACAGGAGAGCCGGAGAGCAUCCAGAACAGAAACUACAAACAGGAGAGCCGAAGAGCAUCCAGAACAGAAACUACAAACAGGAGAGCCGGAGAGCAUCCAGAACAGAAACUACAAACAGGAGAGCCGGAGAGCUUCCAGAACAGAAACUACAAACAGGAGAGCCGGAGAGCAUCCAGAACAGAAACUACAAACAGGAGAGACGGAGAGCAUCCAGAUCAGAAACUACAAACAGGAGAGCCGGAGAGCAUCCAGAACAGAAACUACAAACAGGAGAGCCGGAGAGCAUCCAGAACAGAAACUACAAACAGGAGAGCCGAAGAGCAUCCAGAACAGAAACUACAAACAGGAGAGCCGGAGAGCAUCCAGAACAGAAACUACAAACAGGAGAGCCGGAGAGAAUCCAGAACAGAAACUACAAACAGGAGAGCCGGAGAGCAUCCAGAACAGAAACUACAAACAGGAGAGCCGGAGAGCAUCCAGAACAGAAACUACAAACAGGAGAGCCGGAGAGCAUCUAGAACAGAAACUACAAACAGGAGAGCCGGAAAGUAGCCAAAACAGAAACUACAAACAGGAGAGCCGGAGAGCAUCCAGAGCAGAAACCACAACCAGAAGAGCGACUCAACGCUCAAGAAAAAAAACCGAGGAUGAAGAAGUGCAGGCAGAGUUAAAAGAACACAUGGAAAAAAUAAAUACACUCGUCAUCGAAGCAACAGUAAAUGAGGAGCUAGACGUGUUAGAUAAUGGAGAAGUAGAGAGAAUAAAUCAGCUAAGGAGGAAAGUCAGGGAAACUUUAAAGAAAAUACGGCCAGGGAUGCAACGGCCAGACAGCGUACAGAGGAGAGAUGGUGUGACAUUACCGCAGGUGAAAAUCCCUGUGUAUGAAGGAAGAUAUGAAACGUGGACAACUUUCCACGAUCUGCUUACUAAAGUAAUACAUGAAAACGAUCAAUUAUCGAACGCAGAAAAAAUGCAGUACCUAAAAACUCAAGUAAGAGGGGAAGCCAACAGAAUGAUACAACACUUACACAUAUCCGAGGCCAACUACGAAGUGGCAUGGAACAUGUUAAAAGAAAGAUAUGAAAACCCGAGAAUGGUAUUGUUUAAACUAAUAGACAGGAUGCUACUAGCUCAGGAAAAAACUCCAAAAACCGAAGAAACAGUAGGUAUAAAGGGAGAAGAAAAAGUGUAUCAAACGGACACAAGUACCUACCUAAAUACACAUACAAAACAAUACGAGUCACAGGAGCCGCAGAUGUACCGUGACAAAACGUACAGAAAUUCAAAACAAAACGAACCACACGGGUCGAAGAUGUACCGUGAUAAAAAUUACAGAAAAACAAAAGAAGAAAGACGUCGUGAUACAAGGACGUACCUAGAUCAAACUUAUAGGAAAACAAGCGAAAACAAGAAGAAAAAUUACAAGAAUACAAAUAAAUACGAAAGAGAAAAUUAUACGAGGAGGUAUCAAUAUACAAACUAUACAAAUAUAAAGAAACAUGAAACAUAUGAAAGAAGGACUUAUCAUAAUAAGAAGAGGAAACAGAGAAAAAGAGGAGCACAGCAAGCUCAACAAGGAAGAAGAAAUAAACAAUGGACUCAGGUGACUUACAACCACCGUGAGCAACAGGAAAAUUCGGUGCCUGAUGCAAAAUUGUUCAGGAAUGUAUGCAAACUAGAUAGGGAUUGA